Molecule: messenger RNA, 6888 nt
Organism: Adineta steineri
Lineage: Eukaryota; Metazoa; Rotifera; Eurotatoria; Adinetida; Adinetidae
Source: the annotation of a GenBank genome assembly
AUGAUUGAUGUUCGACCAUUGAGUACAACUCAAACAAUUCGUUGGCAUCAUUUAUUACAAACGAAAUAUCCGAAAUUAAAACCUGAAUUCAGUAUAUGUGCUUAUAUUGAAGAUGAUCAAGCAACAAAGAGUACAAUAACAACAGCAACAACAACAGCAUCGAAAAUUAGUAAAACAUCAACAAAUACAACAUCAGCGCGUUCAAAACAUCUUCAACCAGUACUUCUUGAAGAUAAAGGAUAUUAUCAAUUAGGUGCUGAUAUAUCAUCAGCAGAAAUAUUUUCUUUAUCAAUAACAACUUGUUCUGCAAAAAAUCUUAUUCAUCUUAUGCCAUCGAAUACAAAUAUAACUAAUCAAGAUGGUUAUUUUUUUUAUUAUACACUUUUUGGUAAUAAGAUAAUAACAGAAAAAUUUCAUGAUUUAAUACAACCUGAAUUUAAUCCUGAACGUGCUAGUGUUCGUAUACGUACAUCAAUACAAUUACUUCGAUCUUAUUUUGAAACAUUUCAUCCAAUUGAAUUUUGUUUAUUAUCAGGAAAUGAUAUUAUAGGUCAAACACAAGUUCCAUUACAUAAAAUUGUUAAACCAUUACAGCAAAAAUCUGGAAUGGAUAAAAUAUUUGAUGUAUUAACAGAAGAAUUUAAUCUUCGUCUUAGUCCAUCGAAAGACAAUGAAAAAAUAAAAAUGACUGAAGAUGAAAAUUCACAACCAUUCGUUAAAAUUAUUGUUAAAUUAACACGAGAAACAUCAGCUAAUGAACAAAAACCAAAUAAUGAAAAACAAAAUCGAACAAGAUCAAAUAGUGUUAAUAAUCAUAAUUCAAAUACUACACUUAUCGAUCAUGAUAAUAGUAUUCGACAACGAGUUCAACAAAUAUCUAUUAAUAAUCAUGCUACUACAGAUGAUCGUCUUCCUACACCCAUAUUUGACAAUUCCAACGAUCAUCAUCUUACUCAUCAUUAUUGUUUAUCAAUUGAUUUAAAAUCAUUGCGUAAUUUACGUUUAUCAAAUUCAACAUAUUUAUAUUGUCGUUAUGUCUAUCCAUUUCUUGGUACAUCAACACCAAUUUUAACUCAUCCACCAUUACAUAUUCCAUAUACAUCAUCAGCACCACCAAAUGAACAUCAAUUACCACAUGGUUUAUGUAUAUUUAAUUUUGCUGUUAAUGCCGAACAAUUAACAACUCAUUUUCAUCGUGAACCAUUAACAAUUGAAGUUUAUUGUCGUGAUCAAGAACGUAGCGAACGUAAAGAUCAAUUAUUUGGUAUUGUUCGUUUACAAUUAGAGAAAGUAUUACAAGUUGAAAAACAACGUUGUUCAUCCAAUGUUAAUGGAAUACUUGGAUGGAGACAAACAUGGACUCAAGCAUUACCUGUCAUUGGAACAAAUACGGAAAAAUGUGCAGAAUUAUUAGUGACAGUUGUCAUUGAAGAUCUUGGUACACUUCAAUUAAAUUCAACUGCAACACCUAGACCUCAAUCAGUACCACCACAACAUCUGGAUUUGAAUAAUGUAUUUCAACGUCCAAAUGAGGAUGCACAAUUACAAGCAGCUUAUGAAUUACAAUUAUGGAAAGAAAGCAAAGAACUUGAAUUUGAAAAACAUUUACGUGAAAUUGAAGCAAAAAAAUUGUAUGAACUAAUGGAAGCUUUCAAAGAAAAAGAUCGUGAACGUGAAUCUUUACUUCAAAAAAAAGAAUAUGGCGAAUUAGAAAAACAAAUGAAAAGAGCGCUAGCAGAUAUUGAAAAACGUGAAAAACAAUUGAAUACUAAUGAACAAGAAAUUCAACGUAUGCAAAUUGAUUUAAAACGUGAUUAUGAUAAUAAGCAUAUUGAAAUACGUGAAGCAUCGAAACGUUUACAAGAACAAUCUGAACAUACGAUAACACUUGAAAAAAGUAAAAAUCAAGCAUUAGAUGAUGAAAUCAUUCGAUUAAAACGUUCAUUAGCUGAAUGGGAAAAACGUUAUCGUGAUAAAGAACAAGAAUAUUUUUCUUAUAAAGAAAAACAACGUAGUGCACCGGAAGUUAAACUUCAAGCUGAAAUAAAUAUGCUUACACUUGAAAAAAAUGAGCUUCAACGAAAAUUAGAUGCAUCAUUAACAUCAGCUGAUCGUUAUAAACAACAAUGGCUUAAAGCUUUAAAAGAAUAUCAACGUCUUAAACAACGUGAACAAGAUCAAUCAAAAGUUUUACUACAAAAACAACAACAAGAACUUGAACAUAUGCGAUUACGAUAUUUAGCAGCUGAAGAAAAUGACAUUAUGAAAAAUGAUCAUAAACAAUUAGAAAGUAUUAAAAAUGAAUUAAAUAAAUUAAGAGAUGUUUCAUCAACACCAACUAUUAGUGGUGGUCUACAAACAAAUUCAACUUUAUCAGAUGAUAAUGAUCAUUUAGAACAAGUUGAUCAACAAUUAGGUGUUCUAAUUGAACAUCGAGAUACAUUAUUACAAACAGGAACUUAUACACAUAGUGAUGCUUUAAUACAAGAACUCGAAAGACGAAUACAAGAAGCAAUGAAACGCAAGAAUGCUUUAACAGCUGUAUAUUGUCAUACAUCGGAUGAACCUGGCAUAAUGACAAUACGUUGUGGAUCAAAUGAAAAAAUUCGAAUGUUAGAUGCAUUUGAUGCUGCUGUAAAUAAUAAAUCACGUUUACCGAUUCAAUGUUUAAAACAAAAACAAAUUUCAAAAGAAUCAUCAAAUAGUGUCGAUUGUAAAGUUCAUACAAGUUUUACAUCAGCUUGUUCAGGACGUGAAAAUUGUACAUUACAUAUGCAACGUAUACGUUUAAAUAGUCCAAAUGAUAAUUGUCAUAAUGAACUAAUUGAUUAUACAAUGGCAUUUUUUGAAUGUAUAUCAGAUGUCUUUAUACAUGAUGUAUGUUCAUCACAAGCAAUUACAUCUGCAUGGGGUACUUUACAAACCCCAAAUUUUCCAAAUCCAUACACAUCAAGUAAUGAUUGUUGGUGUAAAUUAUCAACACAAUUACAACAUCGUCUUUUACUAUCAAUUAUUGUCUUUCAGUUAAUUCCUUAUGAUCAACAUUGUGCUGGUGCUGGACUUUAUUUACAAAGUAGUAAUGAACAACGAAGUACACAAUGUACUUAUCUACAACAAGGACAUAAUUAUUUAAGUGAUUCAAAUUCAUUAUAUUUCAAUUUCUAUAGUCAAACACCGACUGUACGUGGAGGAUUUUGGAUUAUUUAUGAAGCAAGUCAUCCAAAUGCAGAAGUUCAUCUACAUUGUGGAGCACGUGAUAAGAUUGGUAUACCAUUAUCAUCAAAUUCAGUUUCACCACCAUCCGUAUCAACAUCAUUUGACCAUGGUUGGAGUCGUUUAGCAUUUAAUAAUCCACCAAAUCCACCAACAACAACAAUCAAUGAUCAUAUGAUGCGUAUACAUUUGACUGCAACUACGCCUCGUUCAUCGUCUAUCAAUAUAAACGAUAAAUCAAAUGUUUCAGCACCAGUUGGAGCUUUUAUAUAUCCACAUGGAACAUUAACAACAUUCGAAGUAGCCUAUGGACCAAGUGGAUGGUAUUUAAAACAACCAUUUGAAACAUCAAAUAAAACAGUAACUAAAUUAUUAAGAACAACAACACAUCAAUUACCAAUUACGAAAUGGAAUUUUACCUGGUAUUAUACGGAAUCGACAAAGACAAAACUAUCUACUACAACAAGUACUAUAACAACAACCACAACAACAACUACAACAACAAAAAAACCAAUCACUAUCUCUAUGACCACUACACAAUCAACGAUUAUUGUUGUUACAUCAAAACCAAGGUUUAUGACAAAAACUCCAACCGUUACAGCUAAUCGACGCUUAUUAUUUACUUAUACACCAUGGAUAUACUAUAGUUUUCGUCGUUCUCAAUUAUCUUCAACAACAAGAGCACCAACGGUCACGACAACUGUAACAAAAUUAACGUCUAUUGUAACAACUACAAUGCCAUAUCCAACUCCUUUGUAUCCACGAGAUGGUUCUUUUGACUUGUUCGAUCGACAAUGGCUUACAACAAAAUCCAGAUCAUCAUUCAUAAAUAUGUAUUCUACUACACACCCAACUAGUACAACGCGGCAAAUACCUACUACGAGUACAACUGUUACUACGAUCACUACUACAAAAACAACUUCUAGAACUACUACCAAAGAAAGCACUACUCGUUCAACUGAAACAAUAAUUAGUAGUACUAAAUAUAAAAAUACUAAUGUCUGGCCACCCGAGUCAACUAGAAAAACAUAUUCAAUGGAAAACUAUCCAUUUAUCGACAUAAUUGGAGGAUACAAUCCGUUCCGCGACUCUCAUUCAACUAAUAAAAUUCAAACAAAGAUUACAUCAACUAUUAAAACAAGUACAUUAGUACCUAUUCUAGUACAACAUCCAAUAGAUUUUCUUCCAACAAAAUCUCGUUGGCAAGUUAUAACAAUUAAUACUCCACCGGGAAAGCGUGGUUAUACACCACAAAAUGCUGCAGGAAUUCGAAUUAAUGGACAAAUACCAGAUUCUAAUAUUAAUGUUGGACCUCGAAGUAUUUUCGAUACACGAACUAAAAAAAAUUCUACGGAAUAUGGAUGGUUAAGUAAAACUGAUAUGACAAUUGUUGCUGUAUCAGUUUUAUUUGUUAUACUAUUAGCAAUUAUUAAUUUAAUACUUUUUGCUGUUCGAAGACAUCGUCAUCGAGCACAAGGUCGACAUUUACUUAGUACUUCAUUUCCAUCUUUAUUAGACGAUAGAAGAUUAGGAAGCAAUGGUCAUUUACAUGGUCCGAUGUUUGGUGAUACAAAAAAUAAUUUAAUUAAUACUACAAAUAAUAAUAAUAACAAUGAUAUCUUACCCGCUGUUGGUGAAAUUGUUAUAUGGGAUGAAAAAGAUCAAGGUGGUUAUAUGAUUGAUAAUAAUGGUACAUGGGCGAAAAUUGAAGGACGUCAAUGGUUUGGUACGGCUACACUUUCUCCAGUACCAGAAGCAGAUGAUUAUGAUUCAUCAGAAUUAAGUUUAUCUGAUGUUGUCAUACGAAGUUCAGGAACAACACUUAAUCAUUCAAAUAGACGACAUCAACAACAACCAUUAAUGAAAUCUGAACGUAAACAUGAUUUAUUAUUACAUAAUCAACAACAAACAACAAAAACUAUUCAAGCAUUAAUUCAUACUGAACAACAACAACAACAACAGAACAAUGACUAUUAUAAACGAACUCGAAAUAGUCUUGAUGAUUCAAAUUAUAUUACAAUGCCAGAAAAUAUUGCUCGACAAUCUUCAAUAAUCGAUCAAGAAACUGAUAGAAGUUUAGGAAAUGAAAUUGAUGCUGGAGGACCAGUUCUUGUUAGUGUACCAACAAUGAUAAGACGAGAUGAUAAUGCUGCUGCUGCUGGUAUACAUACAGAUGAAAUUGAUUCCAUAUAUAAUCAACAUUAUUCAAUUCAAUCUCUUAAUGAAUAUUCACAUCCAAAUUAUCUUCAACCAAAUAAUACAGGUCCAUUUUUUACAAAACCAUCAAUUAGUACAUUUAAACCAAGUACAAAUCAUCCUGUUAUAGUUGGUUUUUGUCAAGCAGAUUUUCAAUCACUUGAUCCAAAAUUAUUAUUUAAAACAAAUCCUGAACAUACACCAUUUUAUCGUAAUUCACAAUCAGUACUAUUAUCAACAUAUGAUUCAGGUUUUGUUGAUGAUCAAACUGUUGGAAGUUCAUUAACAACAAAUGGUAUAAGUGGUUCAGAAAAUAAUCUAAUAUGUGAACAACAAACAGGUGAACAUAUGAAUAUCGAUGAUAUUUUAUUAACAAAAAGUGAAGAUGAUGAUGAUGAUGAUUUACCAUUAAAUAAUUUAAUGACAAAUGAUAGAAGAAAUUCCAAUAGACAAAAAUGGAAACAUGUUUCUAAACGUGUUUCAUUUCAAGAAGAACAUGUCACUCAACGUUUUUCUCCACCACCAUCUUCAUUCAAUACUAUAACAAAUCCAGAUACAUCGUCAAGUCCAUUUGAUACUUAUGAUCUUUCAACUGAAAACAUUCCAACAGUACCUAUAGCACCACCAUUAUUAAAAUCAUUCUUAACAACAACUAAUUGUAAUGAUAAUUCUCCUACAACAAGUAGUAUAUUUACUGUUCAAAAACAAAUAACAUCAAUUGAUAAUGAAGAUAAUACAAAAAAUGUUAUUAUGAAUCAUUUACAUUCAGUAAAAUCAUUAAAAAAAUUUUUUGAAACUAAAAUGGUUGUAGAACGAUCAGUGCCAUCAAUACAAACAACUUGUUUUCAACCGAAUACAAUAAUAGAAGAUCGAUCAUCAUUAAUGAAAGAAUCAAAUACAACGAAUGAAUUCGAACAACGACAAGAAAUAAUGGAUAAAGUAUUGGAAAGUUUAAAAAAGAAAAAAGCUUAUUCAAGAACGACUAAUGAUACACCUGAACCAAAUGGACGAUAUUCCGCAAUGACUACAUCAUCUUAUGAUUCGAAUCUCACUCAAAAUCUACCUGUACAACGUCAUUAUUCUCGUCGUUUUCGUUCUUCAUCAACAAGUAAUAAUUCACUUUAUCCUGGUGGUAAUAUUAUAACUCACAUAAAUCCUUGUAAUCCUCAUCAUUAUAAUAAACGUGCUUAUUCACAAGAUCGUCAACAUUAUCAAACAACAGAUCAUCAUCUUGGUAAUAUUGAAAAAUGGAAACACGAACAACAACAACGACAAAUUGAAUCCGAUGAGGAUGAUAAUAUGUCAGAGAAUUCUAUGUUAUGGCAAGCACGUACAAAAUUAAAUGAAUUUGUAACACGUAAUAGAAAAAAUCAACAACAAUCACCAUAUUAUACAACAUGUACAAAUGGUGGUACGCCAUCCGAAGAUUUAUAUACUUAUGAUGAUAAUGAAAGUGUUACAGCAGAAACACGUUUUUAA